Molecule: messenger RNA, 1333 nt
Organism: Cucurbita maxima (winter squash)
Lineage: Eukaryota; Viridiplantae; Streptophyta; Magnoliopsida; Cucurbitales; Cucurbitaceae
Product: dnaJ homolog subfamily C member 2-like
Exons: 2
Coding region: 89-1021 (310 amino acids)
Biological process (GO): regulation of translational fidelity; 'de novo' cotranslational protein folding
Cellular component (GO): cytosol
Molecular function (GO): ribosome binding; Hsp70 protein binding
Source: RefSeq, a predicted model, not a curated record
AUCAAGGAAACUACGUCGUUUGGUCUCAGUGCAGACCUAUAUAAAACAGUAAUGGUCAAACCUUUUGCUCUCCAGCUCUGAGCCGAAAAUGGAGUUCCUGGAUGAAGAUGCGAAGCCCAGGUUCCUCUUCCACUGUCGCGCCAAUCCAUCUUCGGCGCCUGAGCUCCAUAUCGAACCGCAAUCCUGCAAGCUCUUCUGCUCAAUCACCGUCGUACUAUCUUCCAUUUUACUCAUUCUCUCAAUUUUGUUCGUCCAGUUCGAACCAUUCAGAUCUAUUCUUAUCUGGAUGUCUCUCUCGCUUCUACUCGGCCCAUUCGCUCCCAUAUCCAUUACCGGCGGCGACAUUCGAGUCGGUCGAGGUCCGAUUCUCGAAAUUCCAGACGAAGAAUCCGAAAUGGAGGACGAUUCAAAGACGAAACCAGUUCAAAAGCGCUCAAAACCGCGCAGAUCCGGGGAAAUCGCCGCUGGUGUAAUUGAAGUUGUCGAAAAGGCCUCUUCAAAAGUGGAGAACAGGAAUGGAGCUCUUGGGAGUAGCAACAACGGUGUCGAUUUUGCGAUCGAGGAGGCGGAGUGGGACGAAGGGGAAUUAAAGGUUUUAAAGAAGCAGUUAGCGAAGCAUCCUGUGGGGAAGCCGAGGCGAUGGGAGAUAAUUGCAGAGGCAUUUGGCGGGAGGCUUAAAGUGGAGAGUGUGAUCAAGAUGGCUAAGGAAAUGGAAGAGAAGAAAUUAGGCGAUGAGGAUUCGUAUGCCCAAUUUCUGAAGAAAAGGAAGCCGAUGGAUAAGAGAAUUGAAAACGUGGAUGAAGAACGGGCAGGUGGCGUCGUCGACGGUCAGGCCGUCUGUUGGAACUCUAGUGAGGACAUUGCGUUGCUCAAUGCUUUGAAGGCUUUUCCAAAGGAGGUGCCAAUGAGAUGGGAGAAGAUUGCAGCUGCUCUACCAGGGAAGACGAAGGCAGCUUGUAUGAAAAGAGUUGGGGAAUUGAAAAGGGAUUUUCGAAAUUCGAAGGCUGGGAAUGACAUCUGAAGGAAUAUUAAUGGAGUUAUUAGCGAUCAACAUCUUGAACUGGUGUAUCAAAGAGGUUUCGAUCUCGGGAGUCAAAAACCUUCAUGCUUGAAGGUUUGCAGAUCCAUUUCUGCCUCUGGCAUCGAUCAGUUUACAGAAUUUGCGUCUCUUUACUCUGUUUCUGAAUGAAUCGCCAAAGAUUGGGCACUACGAACUGUCUUAAUGGAGGUUCUUGAUCAUUUUAAGUUCGUUUGAGCAAUUUUCCUCCAAAAAUAAACAUCCUACAAAUUCUUGAACGAAAAUGGACUAACCAGUUGCUAGAACAUAUAUAAA